ACAAGUAACACAGUUGGCUAUGACACAGGCGCCACAGCUCCCUGCUUCCCCUCCCUCUCACAGAGCAUAAAAGAGGGAACCGUGGGAAAGCUAUGGCUUGGUCUUAACCACAGGCAGAGCUGGAGGAGGGAACAGUGUGUGAGGAGUCAGGCAGGAAUAUAGACUGUGAGCCAGUACAGAAGACACAGACUAGAAGCCAACAUUUGACCACUGCAGCCAUGAAGAGGACUCAUGAGUACAGCUCCUCUGACAGUGAGCUGGACGAGAAUAUUGAAGUGGAGAAAGAAAGUGCUGAUGAGAAUGGGAACCUGAGUUCAGCUCCAGGAUCUAUGUCUCCCUCUACAUCUUCCCAAAUAUUAGCCAGGAAGAGACGCAGAGGGAUCAUUGAAAAACGUCGCAGAGACAGGAUUAACAACAGUUUGUCUGAGCUUAGAAGACUGGUUCCCAGUGCAUUUGAGAAACAGGGAUCAGCAAAACUAGAAAAAGCAGAGAUUUUACAGAUGACCGUGGAUCAUCUCAAGAUGCUGCACACCGCAGGGGGCAAAGGCUAUUUUGAUGCCCACGCUCUUGCAAUGGACUAUCGAAGCUUGGGAUUUCGGGAAUGUCUUGCUGAAGUUGCCCGUUAUCUGAGCAUUAUUGAAGGUCUAGAUACUUCAGACCCUCUGAGAGUGCGACUUGUCUCUCAUCUCAAUAAUUAUGCCUCCCAGCGGGAAGCUGCAAACAGUGCUCACAGCAGCAUUGGACAUAUUCCCUGGGGUGGCGCUUUUGGACAUCAUCCCCACAUUUCUCAUCAACUUCUUCUGACUCAGACCCCUCAUACCAGUGCAAGCAGCACACCAUCUUCUACAGAACCUCAUCAUCAGAGCAGACUUCCUGGUUCACCUCACGCUGAAUCCUCCUCACUGCGAGUUCCCCCUAAUGGGAACUUAGCGUCAGUGCUUCCAGUUAUUGCAUCUUCAAAACUGUCUCCUCCACUGUUGUCGUCUAUGGCAUCACUGUCUGCAUUCCCUUUUACCUUUGGAUCAUUUCAUUUAUUGUCACCAAACGCACUGAGCUCCACAGCACCAGCACCAACAGGCAAGCCAUACAGACCUUGGGGCACAGAGAUUGGGGCUUUUUAAUACAUGAAUAAGAACUGAUCCAGGUGGACUGUACAGAUUUAACAUGCCCAGCUGUGCUGGGCUUUUAAAGACGUUUCCAAUGUAUUUGCUAACUUGUGUGGCACAAUGGUACCAUUACCCAUAAGCUGAUUGUUGUUUUUUUAAUAGAAUUUUAUAAAAUUAGUAACAAAUGAUUGCUAAAACUAGUACACCUCUCAUUACACUAGUGGUGUAACAGAAAUUGAAAUAUAUAUAUGUGCUUAAUAUUUAAAUUGCCUUGUAAAGUACUUUCACUUUAUCUGAAUAAUUUAGGGUUUUCAUUCAUUUGUUACAUUACUGUUUGACGUAUCCCAGGAGCCUGCAAGCCACAGUUCCAAAAUUCUAAAUAUGGCUGCUAAGUUUUUGGAUUCUUUUAAAUACAAUCGUAUAUAAAUUUAUUCCCUGGCUCCUAAAAUUUAAUACAGGUGGCUUUUCAGUAUUCUGGAUGGCUACUAAGUUGACAAAUUUGUCAACCCCUGUUACAUUUUUUUUUCCUUUUUCUAAAGAUGUGUCUUAGUCUAACUUCACCACAUACUAAUUUCAGCAACAAUGCAGUGACUUCUGUUAUUUUAAUAUUUGAAAUUGCAAUGUUUUAUAAGGAAGUUCAUUCUUAUCUAAAAUAUAUUUUAAGUUUUAUAUUUCCAGGCGUUGACAAAUCAGAUUUUUGAGCUUUAUACAAGGGAGAAUAGCAAUGCUCACUUCAGUGGUUAAAAGGAUGUUAAACACAGAUAAAGUGGUUGUACAGUAGAUGCCAAUAGCAUAGUUAUUUGCACAUAAAUCCGGAAUAUACAUUUCAACAAAAAAAUCCUAUUUUCUAUUGUAUUUUUUUAAUCUAAUGCACUAGAAAGUUAUUUAACAAGUAGAAUAAUUUAAGACAGAACCCACUAUGUGUAUGUAUAUAAUUCAUUGUGCAUGGAUGCUUCAUUAACGAAAGAGGUGGGCUCUACUGUACUGAGAUUAAUCACUGUACGGGUCUAUUGUGACUAAAUAAAAGACUCAAAGUGUGUUAUAUUGA
Bombina bombina (fire-bellied toad) is the source of this 2154-nucleotide messenger RNA. RefSeq names its product hes related family bHLH transcription factor with YRPW motif 1 (gene HEY1). The transcript is spliced from 5 exons. Gene Ontology annotation, biological process: regulation of neurogenesis; anterior/posterior pattern specification; Notch signaling pathway. The record is from RefSeq and is a predicted model, not a curated record. NCBI's taxonomy places the organism in Eukaryota, Metazoa, Chordata, Amphibia, Anura, Bombinatoridae. Gene Ontology annotation, molecular function: RNA polymerase II cis-regulatory region sequence-specific DNA binding; DNA-binding transcription factor activity, RNA polymerase II-specific; protein dimerization activity. The coding region runs from base 219 to 1121 and encodes 300 amino acids. Gene Ontology annotation, cellular component: nucleus.